AUGACAAAUUGGGCAAAAUACGAGAAAAAGUUCAAUGAUAAUUGGCUCAAGGAUCCACUGUUUGUUAAGUGGUUACUGAAAGCAAGUGAUCCAAACAAAGCUUACUGCAAGCUAUGCAAAAGUGAGCUCAGAGCUCAUAGAUUUGAUUUAGUGAGACAUAAAGAUUCUGCUAAACAUUUAAAAAACGCAGCUGCAAUUGCUGUACAUCCGACAAUCAAUAAGGUUUUUCCAGCAGCAACUUCUAUAAAUCAAAAAAAUUUAAUCACAAAAAUCGAAUUAAAAUUAGCAGUUCACACUGCUUGUCAUUCAUCGAUUAGUGUGAUCGAUCAUCUCUCUGAAAUAAUUAAAGACCAGUUUCAAACGUUUAAUAGUAAUAAAAAACCCGAUCAAUCUCUACGUAUUCACAGAACAAAAUGUACCGCUUUACUUACAAGAGUAAUUGAACCGUCUCUACUUCAGCAACAAAUUAAAGACAUCAACGAUGUGCAGUUUUCUUUAAUAUUAGAUGAAUCAACAGAUGUUUCUUGUCAAAAACAUUUAUGUAUUUGUAUCCGGUAUUUUAAUAUUCGAAAAAAAUGCAUCGUUUCUCAGUAUUUAGGAUUAAUUCCUGUAGUUGAAACAUCUGCAAAUGACUUGUACGAAGCUUUAAAUAACUACUUCAAAAAAAUAAAUUUGAACCUCUUGAAUUGUUUCGCAAUUGCUACUGAUGGUGGGUCAAAUUUAUGUGGUAUCAGACAUUCGUUAUUUACAUUAAUGAAAGAGAAAAAAGAAAACUUAAUGCUGUUUAAAUGCAUUUGUCAUUCCAUCCAUCUGGUAUGUUCUCAUGCUUCAGAAGAACUUCCUUCAAACGUUGAUUACAUGUUACGUGAAACAUUUAAUUGGUUCAAAAGAUCAGCGUUACGAAAAAAAAAAUAUUUGGACAUUUACAACACACUAAACGACGGAGGUGACCCCUUACAACUGGUGCAGCUUUCUGGGACGAGAUGGUUAGCUAGAGGCCAAGCUGUAGCUAGAAUCUUAGACCAAUGGGACAGUUUAAAAUUGCAUUUUGAUGUUGCUGCCUCUGAAAAACAUCAAGAUCGUUACACAGCUAAAGAAUUACAGCAAAUGUACAAUGAUCCAGCAAACUUACUGUAUUUCACGUUUUUGUCACCAAUUUUAUCCGAGUUCAAUUCUAUUAAUUUAUUAUUCCAAAAAGAGCAUGCUGAUCAUUUCACUAUUUUACAAGAAUUAGAACAAUUUACAUUGGCUUUAUUAAGAAGAAUUUUGUUUCCAGCAUCCGUCUCUUUGUCCGUUAAUUUAAGUUUUCAAUCAAUUUAUUUACCAUUGAAUCGAGUAGAUUUUGGUUAUAAAUUUACAAAACUUAUUGAAGACUUAUUAAGCAAAACCGAUAUUUCUAAAAGCACUAUCAACGAUGUGAAACUUCGUUGUCAGUCUUUUUUAAUCAAAGCUUGCAAGGAACUUAUCGUACGUACAUCUGAUAAUACAAAAAUUUUGAAAAAAAUUCAAUAUUUUUCUCCGAAAGUUUGCCUAAAAACAGACCGUCCAAGUUUUGCUGAGUUACCACUAGAUUUACUAGGAAAAAAUGUUGAUUUGAAUAUAGUUGAAAUGCAGUGGAGAAAAUUAAUUGACUAUGACUUCAAGAGCGAAUUCGGUGAGUCUGUUAUUUCCCAAGGUUCACUUUUUUGGUCUAAACUCAUGGAGCUUAAAGAUGCUGAAGAGAAUCUCUUAUUUAAAGAACUAGCUACUCUAGCAUUAACGGCAUAUAGUUUACCUAUAAGUAAUGCCACUGUUGAGCGAGUUUUUUCUCGAGUUACUGCGACAAAAAAUAAACUCAGAAAUCGUAUGAAUUUGCCACUUUUAUCAUCGAUAAUAAGAAUUAAAAUGAGCUUAGAUGAAGAUGGAAUAUGCUGUACUCAAUUCGAGCCAAAAGAGAAAGAAGAAGAAGAACUACUGCAACAGAUGUUGGAUUGA
This is a messenger RNA of Microplitis demolitor, 1974 nucleotides long. Its product is annotated as zinc finger protein 862-like. The transcript has 2 exons. The record is from RefSeq and is a predicted model, not a curated record. NCBI's taxonomy places the organism in Eukaryota, Metazoa, Arthropoda, Insecta, Hymenoptera, Braconidae. The coding region runs from base 1 to 1974 and encodes 657 amino acids.